GUCAGAGGCAGCUCUAAAUAAAUCGAAGUGUAGUUGUAUGUUCCGGUUAGGUCGGUGGGUUUUCCAACUUCUUCCAAGAUGUGGCGUCCACGUGAAGCGAACUAUUAAUCCAUUCCCUUACCUCUACUAGCAAAAAUAAAAUCGUUAUUUACAUUUAUGAGCCAAUUACUCGAAAGUUGAUUGUGAGCUUGCUGAGUGAUUAUGCGGGUUGUUGAAUAGAACAAACGAUAUUAAUAAGAGUAUUCAAGAGUAGAAAAUGUAUUUUGACGUGACUUUCAGAAAAUGUAAAGUCAAAUUUUAUAUAUUCACUUAAAAGGAUGGAAACUUUGACUACGAAUAGUGAAAAUGCAGGAUCACUGUCGGGUGCUAUUUUAUGUGAUAUGUGGUUGGUAGUGUUGCAAUUAGUAAUGUAAAAAUAACAAACGUUAAAGAAUAAUAUCAAGAUAGUUUAAUUUUCUUCGUUUUUUAUUUUAUUUUUUUAAUAUGGCUGUGCCAAUUCGGUGGCUCAUUAUUAACAUAAAACGCAGAGGUUUUGUUUCUCUGACUUUAAUUUUUGUGUUUAUAUCGGUUGUUAGUAUUAUGUUUUACAAAUGGACAAUGUUAGGUAGUGGGGUGAAUUGUCUGAAUGGUCAUGCAAAUUCACCUCUGACAACUGUGAGUCAGACAACCUUUGUGAAGAUGGUUGCAAGUUAUGCACCAGAUCGAGUUUCAGAUGAACUUAUUGUGCAGCAUAUUGGAAACAGGACAGAACAAAGAUUGGAGAGAUUGAAACAGAAAGUGGAGAGGAUUUCUCGCAAAGUGAAAGCUCAAACCGUAACACUUUUGCAGAAAAAUGUAAAUUCUAAGAAUAAUCCUAAUUACAAUGUCCAUGUAUUUUAUUACCCUUGGUAUGGCAGUAUUGCAGUAGAGGGCCGAUGGAGACAUUGGAAUCAUGAGUAUCUUCCAAACUGGAAAAAAGAUGACAAGAAGAUAUAUCCUACUGGGACACAUAUGCCUCCAACUGACAUUAGUUCAAACUUUUAUCCUGCUCUAGGGUGCUACAGCUCUAGGGAUCCUGCCAUUAUUAAUAUGCACAUGAAAGAAAUUCGUGAUGCUAAAAUAGGUGUGGUGGUUGUGUCGUGGUAUCCCCCUGGAAUGUCCGAUGCUCAUGGUGAUUCUCCUGAUCCCAUUAUACCUCUCUUGUUGGAUGUUGCACAGAGGCAUGGCCUGAAAAUGGCUCUUCAUAUUGAGCCAUAUCGUAACCGAAAUCCCAUAAAUUUCUCUGAACAUUUGCAGUAUAUAAUAUCUAACUAUGGAAAUCAUCCAGCUCUAUAUCGCAUGUUGCGAAGAGGUAGAGAACUUCCAGUGUUCUACAUGUAUGAUUCAUAUUUAACUCCAGCUGGUGCAUGGAGAGAACUCUUUAGUAGUAAGGGAAAUCUUAGUAUCAGAGGAACUCAUUUGGAUGGAAUAUUCUUGGGCCUUCUAGUUGAAAUGCAACACAGAUAUGAUAUCAAAAAAGCCCAUUUUGAUGGAUUUUAUACUUAUUUUGCUACGAAUGGUUUUACUUAUGGCUCUUCAUGGAAAAAUUGGCGCAGCUUAAGUAAAUUUGCUCAUCAGAACGGUUUAAUAUUCAUUCCUUCCGUUGGACCUGGUUAUAUUGAUACACAAGUGCGACCUUGGAAUACUGCUAACACUCGACAUCGUCGACAUGGCAAGUAUUAUGAAGUUGCUUGGAGAAGUGCUUUAGCAGCUCAGGCAAAAUUCGUUUCGAUUACAUCAUUUAAUGAGUGGCAUGAAGGAACACAAAUAGAACCAUCAAUUCCACGAACUACAUCCACUUUCACUUAUCUUGAUUAUGAACCUGAGGGACCUAACUUCUAUCUUAACCUCACAAAAUGGUGGGUUGAUGAAUUUAUAGAAUCACAAAAACCGUGAAAUUUUGAUGAAAGCUAAAAUUUGUCAAACAUUUAUAUUUUUAAGGAUUACAUUUAUAUUUAGAAAUUGAGUUUAUAAUAAAAUAAAAGUUAUUUAUUAAUAAUACAUUUGAGAAAUUUCUUUGGAGGUAAAUGCAGAAGUUCUGUUUAAAAUACAAUGUUGCUUUAAGAAAUAAUUUAACUUUCCAUAAAAUUUGCCCAUUGAAAAAUUUUGUUUAGGUGGGUUUCUUUUGAAGAAGAGUGCUUUCUAUUUGAAAAUUACAUGAUUGAAGUAAUUGUGACUUAAUCAUGUUAAAAAGGACGUUGUAAAUUUUUACCAAUUUUGCAUGUAAUUAAAAUCGUGUCUUUACUGUUCACAGAAAAAAAUUCAUAUUAUUCAAUUUUUAAUACUAUUUGUAGUUUGCAACUUCAGAAGAGUUUGCAGACAAUAAAUUGAUGUAAAUGUGAGAUGUAAAAGUUUUCCCUUAUCUGUAUUAAUGGCAAAAAUGUGUGAUUAUAUUGGUAAAAUAUUGUUAAAAUGAAGUUUGGAACUUGUCAUUUAGACAUAUUUCUAAAAACCAUGAGAAUAAGUUUUUAAUAACUAAUGAUACCUUAAUGAUGUAAUCACAGUAAUUCCACUGGAAAGAAACUAAAUAUCAUUUCCUUUGUUAAUACAAUGUUAUUUCUACAAGUUCUCUAUGUUCACUAUUGCAAUCAACCUUAUAAUUUAAAGUAAAUAUUAAUCAACCCUUUGUAUUAAUCUUUACAGUUUUCUGUUAUAUAUAUUUUUCUGUGAUUGUGGUAGAUUUUCUUUGAUAAUUGCAUUAUUAAGCCCUAGAAGAUUGCUUAUAAUUACCUCUAACUUUUUAAAAGACUAAGUACAUGAAUAGGACCAAAAGCUGGAAAGAGAAUAGAAUGUAUUCUAAGAUGGUAUUUACAUACCUUGUAUUGUGUGAUUGGUGUGUAAAAUUGAUAAAACUCAAAAGUGCAAGGGUUAUUCAAAAUUUAGGACUUUAAUUUUUUUAGACAGACUACAUAAAAUUGAGUUUUACUAGAGGUAAACAAUCAAAAAUUCAGGAUGAAAUCAAACUCCCUUAUAAAUUCAUUAGAAUGAAUUUAUAACACAAUUUCAUUUCUUUA
This is a messenger RNA of Gryllus bimaculatus (two-spotted cricket), 3032 nucleotides long. The record is from the annotation of a GenBank genome assembly. Lineage: Eukaryota; Metazoa; Arthropoda; Insecta; Orthoptera; Gryllidae.